Molecule: messenger RNA, 1686 nt
Organism: Exophiala aquamarina CBS 119918
Lineage: Eukaryota; Fungi; Ascomycota; Eurotiomycetes; Chaetothyriales; Herpotrichiellaceae
Exons: 7
Coding region: 1-1686 (561 amino acids)
Biological process (GO): transmembrane transport; carbohydrate transport
Cellular component (GO): membrane
Molecular function (GO): carbohydrate:proton symporter activity
Source: RefSeq, a predicted model, not a curated record
AUGGCUCCGUCAGCUGUUGAACAUGUUGAGCAACGCAGGUUCUUAGAGACCGCACGAUUGGACGAUGGGGUCUUUGCUAAGAUGGCUGAGACGGUGGACAACUUCGGCAACCUUACUCAGGAUGCCCAGCAAGGCACCCAGUACGAGCACGAGAUGACCUUGUGGCAAGCAAUUCGCAUGUAUCCAAAGGCGGCGGCAUUCUCCAUGAUCAUCUCAUUAUCACUUGUUAUGGAAGGCUACGAUACCUCUUUAUUAGGUUCAUUUUUUGGAUACCCGACGUUCCGGGAAAAGUUCGGUCAUCAGCUCCCUGAUGGCUCAUAUCAGUUGAGCGCCUCCUGGCAGUCUGGGCUUCAAAAUGGGGUGCAAGUUGGGGAAAUCUUUGGCUUGUGGAUAGCGGGUACUGAUGCUCAGAAAUUUGGCUACAAAAAGACUAUCCUCGGCGCCCACAUUAUGAUGAUAUCAUUUAUCUUUCUUACCUUCUUCGCAAAAAACAUCGGAAUGCUGUUCGCAGGUUGUCUUCUUUGCGGACUGCCAUGGGGUGCCUUCCAGACCCUGACAACCACAUAUGCCGCUGAAAUCAGUCCCGCACCCCUGCGUCCCUUCUUGACCACGUAUGUCAACAUGUGUUGGGUCAUGGGCCAGUUGAUCUCCGCCGGCGUUCUUCGAGGACUUCUCCACCGUACCGACGAAUGGGGCUGGCGCAUCCCUUACGCAAUUCAAUGGAUUUGGCCAUUGCCUGUCAUUGUGGGCGUUAUUCUAGCACCAGAGUCCCCCUGGUACCUCGUUCGACAGGAUAGAAUCGAUGAAGCGAGAAGGGUGCUGAAGAAUCUCGUUAACGCCAAGGAUACCGACUAUAAUGUCGACCACCACAUUGCGAUGAUCAUCCAUACUAAUGCUCAUGAGAGGGCAGUUUCCGCCGGUACAUCGUACAAGCACUGCUUUACUGGGAUCGACAUUCGACGGACAGAGAUCACCUGCUGUGUCUGGAUGAUACAGGUUACCUGUGGAAUCUGGUUUGGUGGAAAUGUUAUUUAUUUCCUCCAACAAGCGGGAUUUGACGCACGCAAAUCCUUCGACUUUGGACUCGGACACAACGCCGUCGCUCUCGUUGGCACGCUCUGUGCUUGGUGGAUCAUGCAGUAUGUCGGCCGUCGGACUCUCUACCUGUACGGUCUGGGGAUCAACUUUACUAUCCUUGUGAUCGUUGGAUUCUUGGGUAUCCCCCGCCCAAGCGAUACCAUUGCUUACGCGACGGGUUCGCUUCUAUAUCUCUUUACCUUCACUUACGACGUGACGGUAGGUCCUGUCUGCUACUGCCUGGUCACCGAGAUUCCGUCCACACGAUUGCGAAUCAAGACUGUUGCUCUGGCCAGGAAUUGCUACAACAUUAUAAGUAUUGGCGCCAACUUCCUGAACAACCCCAUCCUGAACCCGAGCGCGUGGAACCUCCGUGGGAAAGGCGGCUUCAUCUGGUGUGGAUUCGCGUUGAUAUCCUGGAUCUGGAGCUACUACCGUCUCCCUGAGACAAAGGGGCUAAGUGCCAACGAGCUAGAUGUUCUCUUUGAGCAGAAAGUCAGUGCCCGUCGCUUUUUGAAGGUCAAAGCAGACCCAUUCCGCUCGGAGAAUCUGAAAGCCAUUCAGCUGGAGCCAACUACCACGGCGACAACGAACCUGGAGGAGAAAUGA